Lepisosteus oculatus (spotted gar) is the source of this 1498-nucleotide messenger RNA. NCBI's taxonomy places the organism in Eukaryota, Metazoa, Chordata, Actinopteri, Semionotiformes, Lepisosteidae. The record is from RefSeq and is a predicted model, not a curated record.
UGAUUGGUUGAGGGGUUGGGCUUUAGAGGUGGAAGAGGAAAGGAUUUCGGUCUCUUUUGCGAAGAGUUUUGCUGAUGAAAGUGGGACUUCUGCUGCCGAGCGAAACGCCGGAUUUCUCUUCAAUAAGAAGCCUUUUAGAACACUAGCCAUGUCGGAUGAGGUUCCUAGCGCUUCAGCAGCAAAGAAUACGUGCCCAGUGUUGUUUGGAAUGGAGAGUUCAGGGUCCGCCCAUAUGGGACUGCCCCCAGUUGAUUGCAACGAAGUGUUCCAUCAGCACGCUAAGCACAUUGGGAACCUGCAAGGCUUCUCCCACAUCCUGUUUAGUCCGACUGGGAUAAUGUAUGCGGUCCGUGAUGCAGACAUCUAUGCAGGGUCUCCUCCAGUGAAUCCUGACGAAGACUGGCUGACUAAGGCGAAGUGUGUUGGUAGAGGAAAAUGGGAUCAGUUUCACUCCCUCUUCUUCCAUCCAGAAGGCAGCCUCUAUGCUGUUUCAGAUGAUGGUGAACUGUACAAGGGCCCCCCUCCUGAUAAUGAGGAAGUGUCUUGGUUGUACAAGGUUGCCAAGAUGAUUGGAACUGUUGGAUGGCUCUUCCCUUCCCUGUUCUUUGACCCUGAGGGUAUCCUGUAUGCUGUGACGUCGGAAGGGAAGCUGGUUAAAGGAAAACCUCCCACUGAAAUGAAUUAUGACUGGCUCAAUAAUGCUGAAACUCUUGGAAGUGGAGGCUGGCCAAAACUUACCCAUUUCAUUGCCUUCUCUCAUGAUGGGAAUCUGUGGUGCGUCUCCAAGGAUGAAGGGAAGAUGUACUCUGCCCCACCGCCAGUCCAGUCUUCUGCUGAUGGCUGGCUUGAAAAAGCCCAGUAUCUUGGCAGUGGUUAUGAUCGCUACGAGAUGCUUGCCUUCACGCAAGAUAAAACCAUUAACAAAAUCUUAAGCUUGGAUUUUAACAUCGCCAGUGCAAAAAUUAUUUCGCAAGAGCCUCUGACCGUUGGGCAACAUGACUGCGACAACACAGCAGGCACUGUUCCUUCAACUGCCACUCUCCAGUUUUCAGAGCCCCUUAUUCUGGAAAGCUCCUUUUCCCAUGUGUACGAAUUUACUGUGGCAGCUGAGGCAUCAACAACCUUUAAGGCUGGAAUCCCAGUGGUCGCAGAGAAUGUAACUGCAGUCACUCUUGAUGUUGGUACAACUUAUACCUGGAACUUUAAAGAGACCGAAAGGAAACAGGUUGUAGACCCCUCUACCUUGAGCAUCCUGGUGCCCCCUGGGAAGGCUGUGAGAUUCAAGGCUUUUGUUCAGAAGAGAACUCUGGAUGUUCCUUAUACAGCGAAGGUGACCACUGUCUUUGGAUAUGAAACCACUAUUACUGGAAGAUGGCUUGGAGCUUCAGUCUCCAGAGUGGGAAUAAAGGAAGAAAUCCUUGACCCCAAAAAGGAGCCAUAGAUCUGAUGAAGACCUGUAUGAAGUGCUUAUUUCUCAAUAAAGGAUCAAAUGACUGCA